Messenger RNA from Lacerta agilis (Sand lizard), 2131 nucleotides. It is a transcript of the gene LBR, whose product is annotated as lamin B receptor. Gene Ontology annotation, biological process: sterol biosynthetic process. Bases 215 to 2053 code for a protein of 612 amino acids. NCBI's taxonomy places the organism in Eukaryota, Metazoa, Chordata, Lepidosauria, Squamata, Lacertidae. The record is from RefSeq and is a predicted model, not a curated record. Gene Ontology annotation, cellular component: nuclear inner membrane. Gene Ontology annotation, molecular function: oxidoreductase activity, acting on the CH-CH group of donors, NAD or NADP as acceptor. The transcript has 14 exons.
GUUGGCGCCUCGCCUUUCGCGCCUCCCAGCGGGACCCGGAGGAGGGAUUUGGAACGUCGCCUGCUAUCGCUCCCGUAACCGUCGCUUGAGGCGGUUUGCUCUUGCUGCCGUUGAGUUCGCUCCCUUCCUUCGCUCGCUUACCCAGGCUUCGCGUUGCUCGGCAGAGACCUCCGUGCCAGACGACGCGGCGGGGGCACAGCGACCAGAUUGAAACAUGCCCAGGAGAAAGUUUGCUGAUGAAGAAGUGGUAAUGGGCCGGUGGCCUGGAAGUGUUCUGUAUUAUGAAGUACAAGUAACCAGCUAUGAUGACCGAACUCAUCUUUACACAGUAAAAUACAAAGAUGGAACUGAGCUUCAGCUAAAAGAAAGCGAUAUGAGGUCUAUGUCAUCUUUUCGAUUUAGAAAAAGUAGCUCUUCCUCCGGUUCCCCUUCAAGACGCAGUGGUAGCAGAUCUAGAUCAGGCUCUAGAUCUCGUUCACCUGGUCGGCCAGCAAAACACAGACGUCGUUCUUCCUCUCAAAGCAGAGAACCAAAAAAUGAAAAGAAUAUGAUUGGGGAACCUAAUUUGAUUCCUUUGAAACUAAAUGAAAACAAUACCAACCAGUAUAAUGGGGAGCCAGAUAUCACAGAAGUGAAUUACUCGUCUCACAACACUCUAGAGCGCCAAAGAAUUGAAUCUGAGCGUGCCAGAGAGCGCAUCCUCGAACGCUACAGUUUGCAUCCAAGGAAGGAGGAGAAGAGAACAGAAGAAAUGUAUUCAGAAGAGAGAAUUUUUGAGAAACCCAAACCCGUUGUAAAAGUAUGCAUGAAGACAAAGGAACUAGAGUUUGGAGGAAAAAUUGGUGCCUUUUUAAUGAUUUUUCUCCUUCCUGGAACUGUAUUUUACUUGUUGUUGAUGUGUACUCAGAAAGACCCCAGUGUUUUGAAUUUUCCUCCCUCCCUCCCAGCUUUGGAAAGUUUAUGGGAGACAAGAGUGUUUGGUGUCUUUCUUCUUUGGUUCUUUCUCCAAGCUCUGUUUUACUUACUCCCAAUAGGAAAGCUUGUAGAAGGGACCCCACUUUUGAAUGGAAUGAGACUGAAAUACAGGAUAAAUGGAUUCUAUGCUUUUAUCCUAACAGCUGCAGCUGUAGGAAUUUCUCUGUAUUUUGAAAUGGAGUUUUCCUAUAUAUAUGACCAUUUCCUUCAAUUUGCUGUCUGUGCUACAGUUUUUUCUGUGGUAUUAAGCAUUUAUCUCUAUGCCCGUUCAUUAAGAGCAUCUGAACAAGAAUUGUCACCUGGGGGGAAUUCUGGGAAUAUAUUUUAUGACUUUUUUAUGGGGCGUGAAUUAAAUCCUCGCAUCAGAAAUUUUGACCUGAAAUACUUCUGCGAGUUACGACCAGGACUAAUUGGCUGGGUUGUUAUUAACUUGGCAAUGCUGUUGACUGAGAUGAAAGUGCAACAUCUGAAUAUGCCAUCUUUGUCAAUGAUUCUGGUUAAUAGUUUCCAGCUCCUUUAUGUAGUGGAUGCACUUUGGAAUGAGGAAGCUGUUCUGACAACAAUGGAUAUCAUCCAUGAUGGUUUGGGGUUCAUGCUAGCAUUUGGAGACUUGGUGUGGGUUCCUUUUCUCUACAGCUUGCAAGCCUUCUAUUUAGUGAAACAUCCAAAUGAACUUUCUUGGUUAUCAGCUUCUGCAAUUGUAGCCUUGAAUAUUCUUGGCUAUUACAUUUUCCGUGGUGCCAAUUCACAGAAAAACACUUUUAGAAGAAAUCCAAAUGAUCCAAAAGUUGCUCACUUGAAAGUUAUUCCCACUGCAACUGGAAAAAACCUCCUGGUCUCUGGCUGGUGGGGCUUGGUGCGCCAUCCAAACUACCUUGGAGAUAUCAUCAUGGCUCUGGCUUGGUCCUUACCGUGUGGGAUCAACCACAUCUUACCAUAUUUCUAUGUCAUAUACUUUACUGGUUUGCUUAUUCAUCGAGAAGCCCGUGAUGAACGUCAGUGUAAGAAAAAAUAUGGCUUAGCAUGGGAAAAAUACUGUCAACGUGUACCAUAUCGCAUAUUUCCAUAUAUCUACUGAGUGUCUUCAAACUGGUGGAAAAUGCACAGCUUCAGCAGUCAAAUCUUCAUUGCAAUAAACCACAUACCUCAUACCAUU